AAAAAAAAAAAAAACAGCCUCCUUCUUCAAACAACUUUCAACAACCCUCUCUCGCAUAGAAAAAAAUUACAAUCUCCCUUAUAUAAUUUCCCUCUUCCUUUUUCUUUCUUGUCUCUCUCCACCACGCUCGUUCAAAUCGCCGCAAGAGAGGCCCUGGCUGGCUUGGUUGCAGACCUCCCCUCGUUUCGCUCCCUUGUUGUGUUUGUCGGUCGCCUUGCAGGAAACCUUCCCUAGCUUCUACCCAAGUUAACCUACUCUCUCUCCUUGGGGAUCCGACGACACCGUCCACCGUCCACCACCACCACCACCACCAACCGCUACCGCCACCGCCAUCGCUGCGACAGGCUAUACUGAGGUUUGAAAGAUUGGGGUGUUUUGUUGUCGGGGGAGGUCCUUUUUUUUUUCUCCUCUCGACUAGGUGCAGGGCAUUGGAGGGCGUUUGGUGACAGGAGCACCUCGGCUCCUUGGACGAUCCAGGAUGAUUUCAGACAAAUAUGUCGGCCUGCUGUUGGCCAUCUGCUCGACAAUGGCUAUAGGUACGAGUUUCGUCAUUACCAAGAAGGGCUUGAUGCAAGCGUCGGAACGCCAUGGUUUUGAGGGAGAAGGCUUCUCGUAUCUGAAGAGCCCCAUUUGGUGGAGCGGAGUCGUGACAUUGGGCAUUGGUGAAGUCGCAAAUUUCGCAGCGUACGCGUUUGCCCCGGCGAUUCUGGUCACGCCACUGGGCGCGUUGAGCGUUUUGAUCGGAGCCGUUCUAGGUUCCUACUUUUUACACGAGAGGCUGGGAAGGCUGGGGAAACUCGGCUGCGCCAUGUGUCUCCUUGGUUCGGUGGUCAUCGUGCUCCAUGCACCUCCCGACAAACCGGUCGAGAGAAUUGAUGAGAUUUUGGGAUAUGCGCUCCAGCCAGGUUUCCUUUCAUACUGCCUGGCCGUCGCCAUCUUCUCGGUCGUUAUGAUAUACCGUAUCGCGCCCGUGUACGGCAAGAGGAACCCGCUCAUCUUCAUCUCCAUCUGCUCGACUGUUGGCUCGGUCUCGGUCAUGUCGGUCAAGGCGUUUGGGAUCGCCCUGAAGCUCACUUUCCAAGGCAACAACCAGUUCACCCACGCCUCCACCUAUGUUUUUGCCAUUGUCACCGGCUUCUGUAUCCUAACCCAGAUGAACUAUUUCAACAAAGCUCUCAAUGAGUUUUCGACUUCUAUUGUCAACCCGUUGUAUUAUGUCACGUUCACCACGGCGACGCUGUGUGCGUCCUUCAUCCUGUUCAAAGGCUUCAACACAACCGAUGCGGUCAACACAAUCUCUCUGCUCUGCGGCUUCCUGAUCAUCUUCACGGGUGUCUACCUGUUGAACCUGUCCCGCAACGACCCGGACGGUCGGCAGUUGGCCAACAAGAUCGAUGACGAAGGGAUCCCGACCGAUGGGAUUACCAGCUUCCAGACCCGGCGGUCCAUGCAAUCCCGACGCAGCACCGAUCCCCAUCGCCGUAGCUCCUCAAGCAUCAACUUCGUCAACGGCACCGGCGACCGCGAAGGCUUGAUCCGCGCCUAUGACGUCGAGCAGGGGGCCUUUGGUCUCUCGGAGCUGACUGAGGAUAGCGAUGGAGAGGGCGAACCGGGGCCCACGUACAAGCGAAGCGAGGUCCUCGAACAGACCUCUCUACACGCGAAACACGAUGGCCGAUAGUAUACGACUUUUCUUUACCUUACCCCCUUUAUUUAUUUUCUGUUUGCUCUUGCCGUUUCUUUCGAAUGUGAUCUCUCUCCUUACAUUUGAGACUUAUGUGUAUGCCUUGGAUUUUUUAUACCAGUCUUUCCACCUCCCAUUUCCUCUUCCCUCUCUCCCUCCCUCUCUUCCUCUCUCUCUCUCUCUCUCUCUAUUCCUCUACCUCCGUUUGUCGCCAUGAUACGAGCGACUUGUAUUUUUACUUUUCUACUUUUGCUUUUACUUACUUCCUACUUGGAGAUGGCUCAGUGAUAGGC
This is a messenger RNA of Penicilliopsis zonata CBS 506.65, 1977 nucleotides long. RefSeq lists its product as hypothetical. NCBI's taxonomy places the organism in Eukaryota, Fungi, Ascomycota, Eurotiomycetes, Eurotiales, Aspergillaceae. Gene Ontology annotation, molecular function: magnesium ion transmembrane transporter activity. Gene Ontology annotation, cellular component: membrane. The record is from RefSeq and is a predicted model, not a curated record. Gene Ontology annotation, biological process: magnesium ion transport. The transcript is spliced from 8 exons. Bases 479 to 1681 code for a protein of 400 amino acids.